Molecule: messenger RNA, 2780 nt
Organism: Mus caroli (Ryukyu mouse)
Lineage: Eukaryota; Metazoa; Chordata; Mammalia; Rodentia; Muridae
Gene: Ccdc137
Product: coiled-coil domain containing 137
Cellular component (GO): nucleus
Source: RefSeq, a predicted model, not a curated record
AAUAGCUUCGUGCAGGACGCGCCUGGGGUAGUCAUGGCGAGGCCUGUGAGUGUAGCGCCGGCUACCGCGCGGUCGGCGAGUCUUGGAGGCUCGGGACAGCCGCAGGCGCGGCGGCAGCAGCAGGCUCGGGGACAGCAGCGCUCGGCCUCACGGCCGGGACAGCGCAGCAAAGAAAAGAAGAAAGUGAAUUGCAAGCCUAAGAACCAGGAUGAGCAAGAAAUCCCUUUUCGGCUCCGAGAGAUUAUGAGGAGCCGACAGGAGAUGAAAAAGACGCUAAGUAACAAGAAGAGAAAAAAGGAGGCCCAGGUGGCUUUCAAGAAGACAUUGGAAAAGGAAGCGAAGGGGGAGGAGCCAGACAUUGCUGUCCCCAAGUUCAAGCAAAGGAAGGGGGAGUCUGAUGUGGCCUACGUCCAGCGCAUGGAGCAGGAGGCCCAGCACGUGCUGUUUCUUAGCAAGAACCAGGCCUCUCGGCAGCCAGAGGUGCAGGCAGCUCCCAAGAAGGAGAAGUCCGAGCGGAAGAAAGCGUUCCAGAAGCGACGACUGGAAAAGGCCCAGAGGAAAAGGGAAGCAAGAGCCGUAGACAGAUUGGAGCAGGAGCUACUGAAAGAUACUGUGAAGUUUGGAGAAGUUGUGUUGCAGCCCCCAGAGCUGACAGUUCAGCCCAGGAGGAGCGCAAGCAGAGAUGCUCCUGGCAAGAAAUCACUAAUGCUGAAGAAGAUGCUGUUGGGUCCUGGUGGUGGGUCCCCGGCUCCAGCCACCUCACUGGCCCGCCAGCGGAUCCUGGGGGAAGAGCGGGAACGGGCUGUGCAGGCUUACAGAGCCCUGAAGAAGCUGCAUCGACAGGAAAUGACACCUGCACAGCCACCAGGCAGCUCUUCCCAGAGGCAGGGCCACGCUUAUCUGUGAUGCAGAGACCCAGGGGUCUGAUCCCCUGGAAACUAGUUUGGGAGCUGCUAGACCUGGGUAAGGGAGAGGCAGCGGAUGUUCUCCUUGCAUAGGGUCCUGAGAGUAAGCUUUCAGGUUUGGAAGAGUGUUUUUCCUUCCUCUGAAGGUUGUCCUUAUGAGUGACCACCACACGGUAUCCCAUCUCAUACAGGCACUUGCCUGAGACACAGCUGGAAGGGCUGGUAUUUUCCUUGAGCCUAAGUUCAUUCUAAAACAAGUCUCGGCUGAGACAAGCCAGGACCACUGUAGAAUGGACUCAAUCCCUUAAUCCAGCUAAUUACUGAAGCUGCUGGUGUAGGUCAGACUACACCAAUGUUUUAGGAAGCUCCCACGGGCUUACUGCAACCAUUGGAAGGCAGGGACAGACAGCAAAGCAGGUUAGUGGGCUGUGGAAGGGCAAGUGGGGGCUGGCAGUCAGCACUUUUUUUUAUUUGCCUGCAGGGUUCUGUACAAAUGACCAGAACUCCCAGCCCACGCUUGAUUUGGAUAGAGAGGGGGGGUUUCAGUACUGACUGAGUACCUUGAGGUAUACACAUGAAAACCAGGUUUCAAUGGUGGACAGAGCAGAAUUUUUAUACCAAGAGGGUAGAGGCGAAAGAAUUGGGUGUUCAAAGCCAGUCUUGACUUGAAGCAAAUGUGUGGCCUGCCUGAACAUGUUGAGAGUGUCUCAAAAACCUUACUUAGACAUCAAAAGAGCGAAGCUUGGACACUGCUGCGGAAGCCCACAGUCCUCUAGCAGACCUAGGAGCCUCCGUCUAGCAAAGCUGGUCCUGGAGCCUUUGGUCCCUCUUCCAAAUGUGCAUUUUCCAGAGUGAAGUUUAUUAAAGUUUUGCUCUUUGAAGUCUGGGCCGUUGCUCUCCAACAUGCUUAUCCACAGCCCUAGUCAAUGCGUGUCAAUGUGACAAGAUGAGUGAGUGUGCAGGCACACACCCAACAGUAGCAAGGGCCAGAAUAGAGCAGGAUGCAUCGGCCACUUGAUUUUCCAUUGCGCAUCAGGACUAGGGCCAGGGCCCAGGAGCCACCAUUAUCAGAGUAUGCAGGCUUCUGAGUUCUUUAGAAGCAAUGUGGCCACAUAUCCAAAGCUCAACUGUGAGCUACAUCAAAGGACUCUGGGUAAUUAUCCCUCAGAGCCCAUGCCUAUAUGUGCCCGUGCCUAUAUGUGUCCAUGCCUUUAUGUGCUUGACUCCUCCCACUUUCUGUAAUAUUUAUUAAAGACGCCCACACCCAUGCAUUCAGGGAUUGUCUUCUGAGUGCUGCUUUUUCACAAAAUAUCCCAGCUAAAUGGAUGUUUUCCUGCUGUGCUUAAGCCAUCUCAGAUUGACCUUGGCCAGAAUGAUGUGUGGAGCCACCUGUUUGGCUUCCCCAUUCCUCACUUCUGGUAUGGAAGAUGUGGCAGCUCUUGUUCCCUGCCCACUCCAGGGUCAGGUCUGGUCCCUGUUGCCAUCUUGGAGUCCUGACCCUCAGAACACUAAAUAUUGGCAGGUAAGCUGGAGCCUGUUCACCAUUACAUCAUUACUGAAUAAUUGGUGAUUCAUGUAGACACAUAGGUACAUAUAUGUCUUCAUGUGUGUAAAGGUCUUCAUGGUGUAAGGGGCAGGAGACAUAAGGGCUUCCCCAGCCCUCUCCACUUUGUCCUGGUUGAAAAGCAGGCACCCUGAUGUACUGCUCUGCUGCAGGUUUUUCUCAGCAGAUCUGAGCCUAGAAGAUUAUCACGCUGAUGCACCUGACAAGCUAUCCCAGUAGAAUGUUACCACCUCCUGUGUGCCUUCUCUUGUCCACUUGUGGGACCUCAUAUAUCCCUGUACAUACGAGAAAUAAAAGCUUAUUGAAAAAAA